UAGCUUAAGAAAACACCUACAUAGAAUUAAAUAAAAGUAUCCAAAUUGCGCCGAUUUAGCAUAGCCCCGGCCUGCUGGGAGCGAUAAACAAAAACAUUGAACAAUUGCAAAGUGGGCAACUCUAGUCCCGCCUUGUCGGCCCGCCUUUUCCGCUCUCGGUUACGCGUCGUUUUCUUCACAAUUUCCUCUCGAUUUAAGGCUAAAAACCGUAUAAACCGUUCGAAAGGCAAGAUCCCUCCUACCACUCGUUCGCCGCGCUUUUAUGAAUCAACACCGAGCCGAUAACCAUCCCUCAAACCAUGACGCGCACGGUUUUUGCCCGUUCUCUUGCUCUCUCCACCAUGCCAUUAGCGGCAUCCUAUUGUCUUUGUUUAACGAACAGAAUGGGAAGGUUAACAACAAUUUUACCAUGGAAUGACUGUACGAUUGCACUGACCGAUCCGAUCGCUAGUUGUUCCUCAAACGUGGAACGGAAGGUUUGGCGCGUAGUGAUUGACGAUUGGAGCGCGACGGGAAAAAGCGCACAACUUUUACCGGGUGGUUUGGUUCCAACUGAAGAUGAACUUGAUUUGCCCAGUGAAAAAGACAAGGUUUCUUUAGUUAAUAGAUUACUUCAGUGCUCACGUGAUAUCGCGUAAAAUCCCGCCGAAUGGUGAUGAAAACAUGGAGAAAAGGUGGCUGAAAAGGAGUUUCGGGGAAAAGCCUCCAAAAUACCCAGCCACCACCCUCCGAUGCAUCUCCCCGUCCAGAGCUGCAACAUAUCCGAAGAGGCGUGGCCGCGCACCACCAUGUGCGACCCAGCCAGUUUCCCCCCACCCUACCCCAACUACGAGGACUGCAUCAACGACAUGCUCUACAAGAUCCAGGGGGAGCAUCCUGGGGAGCAAUUCGCCCCCACCGGCAGCCCCUACAUUCUCUGCUCCAAGUUGCCGGAGCAUUGGAGGUCGAACAAGACGCUGCCGAUGGGGUUCAGAGUGAUCGCCGCCACCGAGGUUCUGGAUGGUACCAAAGUGGUGGUGCAAGCGGGAAAUGACGAAAAUUGCACGGCCGAAAUGCGCAACUACAGCGCAGUCAUGAAGAAUGGCGAAGCCAAGUUUAACGACUUGCGAUUUGUUGGAAGAAGUGGACGAGGAAAAUCGUUCACCAUCACUAUCACCAUCUUCACCACCCCACCUGUGGUCGCCACUUACCACAAAGCGAUCAAAGUGACGGUGGAUGGACCCCGAGAGCCCCGCUCGAAAACAGUGAAUCCUUCGCAUCCCUAUCCGAUGAUUGGGCCCGUCGGUCUCAGAAGGCCGUUCCAUCUGGAGAGCAAUUUCGGGAAUCUGUCCUUUGGCAAACCGAAACGAACCUCGCCGAGCAGCAGCAACGGCUCGCAGGGCUCAUAUAAACAGGAACCGCAUGACAACCUGAAUGGGGCCUGUGCAGCCACUCCUCAUUACACGCCUAAUUCAUGGUCGGAUUGUAGCAGUUACGGUGCCUACAGUCCCUCAAUGGGCUACGAAACUCCUCAUCAAGACGUUUCAACGAUGCAUAUUCCAACUACAGUUCUUUCAGAUGCAACCUCCACAGAGUUUCUCAACACAUCGCUGACGCGAAACUCCCCCCCAUCAUUCAUCGGUCACAAGUCCGAUCUGCUGGAGUCGACCAUAACCAGCAGGAGCUACCAGGACACGCCCUACUGCCCGAACAGUUGGACCACGCCCUACCACCCGACGACCUGCAAUAACAACUACUACAACAACACCGCCUACAAUGCGCAACACUUCAACACGCCCAGCCCUGCUGUGGUGUAUCCUGCGAUCAUUUCCACAGUGAACCAGAACCAGAUCCACUUCCAUCUCCAUCCCACAGCCAGCGAUGUGAGCAGGAGCGAGUAUUUCCUGCCGGAUAGUGUCAGUUCGGAGAUCCCGAGGGUCGAUCUGGUUCCGACUACCGUUCGCGAAGUGGCAACAGCGCAUGGCGUCACCGCCUCCAUGCAGGAGGGUGCGAGGGAGGAGAACGCUGUCCAGGACCCGAGCAAUGUGUGGAGACCCUACUAGCCGAAGCUGCCUCGAUGAGUUUAACAUGCGGUUUUCGGAACUUGAUCUCGAGUGAAAUGUCCAAGCCAAAAAUGCACUUUUUAGUUGUAGGAACAAAGCAAUAUCGGGUCUAGGAUGCGUGGAAUGCUGGUUUAAAUCAAAAUAAUCUAAGUCAUUGCAGGCAUGCACAGACCUGCCGAAUGUGUUAAAUCAGAAUCUCCUAUUUAUGGUUUUAUUAGAUUUAUAUUUGUUACUUUGUAAACUAAGGCGUAGUAGUGUAACUGUCGAUUAGCUAGCGAUGAAAGAGUGGUAGUUUCCUAAUGUUUCUGUAAAUUUGUCAAAUAGUGAAUAAUAUUGAUUUCAAACUA
This is a messenger RNA of Dendroctonus ponderosae (mountain pine beetle), 2389 nucleotides long. RefSeq names its product segmentation protein Runt. Gene Ontology annotation, cellular component: nucleus. Gene Ontology annotation, biological process: regulation of DNA-templated transcription. The record is from RefSeq and is a predicted model, not a curated record. Lineage: Eukaryota; Metazoa; Arthropoda; Insecta; Coleoptera; Curculionidae. Bases 732 to 2042 code for a protein of 436 amino acids. Gene Ontology annotation, molecular function: ATP binding; RNA polymerase II cis-regulatory region sequence-specific DNA binding; DNA-binding transcription factor activity, RNA polymerase II-specific. The transcript has 7 exons.